AUGGCUGCUGCUAUGGAAAUGCUGCACGAAUUGCAGAAGAAAAUCACCUGUAGCAUCUGUAGGAGCUACUUCUCUGAACCAGUCACCGUUGGUUGUGGGCACAGCUUUUGCAGAGCAUGUCUCUCUUGGAGCUGGAGAAUUGGAGCUCCAGCUUUCUGUUGUCCUGAAUACAGGCAAGUGUGCCAGGACAGAGAAUUCCCAGUAGUCAAUGGGCACCUAGCACAGCUGACUGACUUGGGCAAACAGCUCAGCUCCCAACUGUUGCAGAGUACUCAAGGACAGAGCCAGUGUACCAGGCACAAGGAAGUGCUCAAGCUCUUCUGUGAAGAUGACCAGACAUCACUCUGCCUGAGAUGUUUCCAAAGCCCAGAACGUGGGACUCACAUGAUCUCUCCUAAAGAAGAGGCUGCUCACAAUUACAGGGAGAAGCUCCAGAAAAUUUGGAGUUGCUUGGGGAAGUGUUUUGAAGAAGCUAAGAAACUUCUUACUCAGGAGAAAACUGUUCUUGACUGGCACUGGAUGAUUACAGGAGAAUAUAACAAACUGCGCCAUUUCCUGAUAGAGGAAGAACCCCGAUAUCUUGAAAAGAUAAGGCAAGAGCAAAGGGCAAGUCAGGAGAGACUAUCCCAGCACAUGCCAACCCUCGUGCUAGAGCUGCAGGAAGCAGACCAGCAACCCAAUUUAGAUCCGCUGCAGGAUGUCAAGCAGUUGCUGAGAAGGAAUGAGUCAGUGUUGUCCCAAAGGUCCAAGACUGUCAUCCCAGAAUUGAGAGAAUAUCCCACCCCUGGCAUGAUAGAGUUACUCAGUCGAUUCAGAGUGGACAUCACAAUGGAUUCUGUGGCAGCAAGUCCCUGUGUAACUGUUUCUGAGGAUCUGAAGAGUGUGAAAGCUGGAGAAGUCUGGCAGGUAGAGACCAAGCAUCCUAAUGACUUUGCUUGCUAUGCCAUCCUUGCUAAGUAG
Messenger RNA from Vombatus ursinus (common wombat), 960 nucleotides. Its product is annotated as E3 ubiquitin-protein ligase TRIM11-like. The coding region runs from base 1 to 960 and encodes 319 amino acids. The record is from RefSeq and is a predicted model, not a curated record. Gene Ontology annotation, molecular function: zinc ion binding. The transcript has a single exon. NCBI's taxonomy places the organism in Eukaryota, Metazoa, Chordata, Mammalia, Diprotodontia, Vombatidae.